This is a messenger RNA of Carya illinoinensis, 1307 nucleotides long. RefSeq names its product shikimate kinase 1, chloroplastic-like. Gene Ontology annotation, molecular function: shikimate kinase activity. Gene Ontology annotation, cellular component: chloroplast. Bases 121 to 1050 code for a protein of 309 amino acids. The record is from RefSeq and is a predicted model, not a curated record. Lineage: Eukaryota; Viridiplantae; Streptophyta; Magnoliopsida; Fagales; Juglandaceae. The transcript has 12 exons.
UUCAACCAUCAUAGGCGCUCCUUCCUCAUUAAGAUAUCACUGUCCAGGAAAAAGACUCCGCGUAACCGGUCUGUUUGGCUUGCCUGGAAAUGUAGGAAACAGACGUUUUUGCUGCAAAGAAUGAUUUUUGAGGGCAUGGGUGCAACGUGUGAUGUAGUGCCGCGAUUCUCUACGCUCAUAAUCGGUUCGAAGUGUAUUGGAAGGAAGCUGAAUAUGGCCGGGGUGCCGUUGACUCAGAGAGACAGCAAGGAAUGUGUAACAAAAAAAUGUGAUUUUCGCCCAAAAAGCGCGUGCGCGAGGCAGAGACGGUUGGGUUUCCAACUUUCACGCUCUUGUAACCAUUCACAAGCUAUUACAGUGCUGGAAUCUGGAAACUUUUAUGCUUCUUUUGAUGAGGACUGUUUGUUAAAGAACAAGGCACAAGAGGUUGCGUCAUGCUUAAAUGGACGCUCAAUAUUUCUUUUGGGAAUGAUGGGCUCUGGAAAAACAACAGUGGGCCACGUUCUAUCAACAGCAUUAGGUUAUUCUUUUAUUGACAGUGAUGCAUACGUAGAACAGGCUAUGGGUGGAACUUCGGUGGCACAAAUAUUCAAGCAUCAUGGGGAGAGUUUCUUCAGAGAUCACGAGAGUGAGGCAUUGCGGAAAUUGUCCUCGGUGCCCAGGCAAGUUGUUGCCACAGGAGGCGGUGUAGUUGUUCGCCAUAUCAACUGGAAAUUUAUGAGGCAGGGGAUCUCUGUCUUUUUAGAUGUGCCCCUCGAUGCAUUGGCCAGGAGGAUUGCCAAAGUGGGAACUGAUUCUCGCCCUCUUUUGCAUUUCGAUUCAGGAGAUGCUUACACUAAGACUUUUGUGGAACUGUUUACUCUUACAAAAAAGAGAUCUGUGGCAUAUGAAGAUGCUGAUGCUACAGUUUCCCUUCUAAAUCUUGCAGCCAACCUGCAUCUUGAUGACAUGUCUGAUAUCACACCAACUGCCAUAGCAAUUGAGGCACUCGUACAAAUUGGGGAAUUUCUACGGGAAGAAAAUGGCAGAGCCCGCCGAGUACAUCCUUAAAUAAUCGAACCUCUUAGUUUUUAGCUUCUCCAUGGUUUUCACUUGUAUUACCAAGCGGUUCCUUCUUGUAGCGUGGUUUCUUAGAAGGUUACAGAAGAACGCCUUUAUAUACCGAAACAGAAUAGCUUUCUCGGAUGUUUCCUGAUGACAUUAAUUAUUUUGGAGAAAACAUCUAUAUCAUGAAAGCACAAGGAGAGUAAAUAUCAUUAGAUUGAUAUAUUGCGACAAGUGGAAUUCACAAAGAUGAGUUACAUUGA